Enterospora canceri is the source of this 261-nucleotide messenger RNA. The record is from the annotation of a GenBank genome assembly. Lineage: Eukaryota; Fungi; Microsporidia; Enterocytozoonidae.
AUGUAUUUGUUCAAGGUCUGUUCCUUCACAAAUUACGGAGCAUUCGAAAAGAGCAGAAUCAGAAACAUCAGAUUAUUUGGAGUGAUGCUCUUCUUGUGCUGUGACAAUUUAUUCGACUGGAAUACUCUGUAUGAAAAUAUUGAACUAGUGAAACGGACAUGUAAUGAACUAAUUGUGUUUACAGUGGUAUUCACCAUAUUGACUAUUGUUGCAGUAACAUUCGAUUGCAUUGAUACAAACAUAAUGGUAUUAAAUCAUUGA